AUGCCUCGCUCCACAGCAUCCAGCUCUUCCGUCCAAACCUCCUCGGCAUCUGCUGACCAUCGAUCGCGACAGCAUUCGCCCAGACGAUCGACCGAAGACGAAGACGAAGAAGACGACGACGACGAGAGCAGCGUCUCUUCUGCCACCGGCGGCAUGGAGAAGUUUCCCGACCACAUAGACUCCCACCUCACCAACGACUCGAGGGGUACGAGCCCCGCGAGAUCAAACGGCUACGCGCUGCCCGGAGCCCCCAACGGCGGCGACCGCUGGCAGCCCAGGAAAGAGAGCAUUCAGGGUCGCGCUGCGCGAUGGGCCCCUCCAGGACAGCCGGCGACCCGGUACGGCCACGGUAGACAGAAGAGCCUCGGCGACGCCAUCCACAACAUAAGGACAAGGGGUGGUAGCGUCAGCCAGAAUGCCCACGAGAUUGCCGAUGCUCUGAAAGCCCCCGUGUCUCCCAGGCUGAUUGCGCUCUGUGUUCUCUGGUACACGUCGUCCGCGCUCACUAAUACCUCGUCGAAAUCCAUCCUCACUGCGUUCGACAAGCCUGCGACGCUCACACUGAUCCAAUUCGCCUUCGUGGCGACGUACUGUAUUCUCUUCGCCUGGCUCGCGAAUGUCUUCCCGAACCUCAAGACGGCGAUACCAGCGCUCAAGCAUGGGAUUCGCUACCCCUCCCGCGAUGUGAUCAAGACGACCAUGCCUCUGGCGGCGUUCCAGAUCUUUGGACACUUGUUGAGCUCGACGGCGACGUCCAAGAUCCCGGUUUCACUCGUGCACACGAUCAAGGGCCUUUCUCCUCUUUUCACGGUCCUAGCUUACCGAUUCGUUUUCAACAUUCGGUACUCGAUGAACACAUAUCUGUCACUGGUGCCCCUGACUCUCGGUGUCAUGUUGGCAUGCUCCGGCAAGCACAACAAGUACAGCGGCGAACUGCUGGGCAUCUUCUACGCCUUGCUCGCCACCAUCAUCUUCGUGACGCAAAACAUCUUCUCGAAGCGUCUGUUCAACGAGGCCGCCAAGGCGGAAGCCGAGGGGCUGUCAGCCAGGUCGCAGAAGCUCGACAAGCUGAACCUGCUCUGCUACUCGUCAGGCAUGGCCUUCAUCCUGACGGUCCCGAUCUGGUUCUGGAGCGAGGGAACCGGCAUCAUCCGCGACGUGCUCCACGACGGCGCAGUCGACCUGACCGAGAAGUCCGGCUCCUUCGACCACGGCCGCCUGACCAUCGAGUUCAUCUUCAACGGCACUUUCCACUUCGGCCAGAACAUCCUCGCCUUCGUGCUCCUCUCCCUCGUCUCCCCCGUGACGUACUCCGUCGCGAGCCUGAUCAAGCGCGUCUUCGUCAUCGUCAUCGCCAUCAUCUGGUUCCGGAACCAGACCACCUUCCUCCAGGGCGUCGGCAUCGCCCUCACCUUCGCCGGCCUCUACCUCUACGACCGCACCCACGACCGCGACAAGGCCGACCGCAAGGCCAAGAUGAUGGAGGUUAAGCCCGAGCCCCUGCUGCCCCUGAACACCAAGGACGCCGUGAACAAGAGCCGCGACGCCCCCGUCUUCGAGAGCCCCAUGGUCUCCGCGGGAGCCUUCCAGUCUCUGAACGGGCACUCCGCGCACGGCGACGACGCUAAGAAGUCGGACGGGCCGGUGAGCGCGCGGUCCCGCGGCGCGAGCAACGCCGCAUGGCUCGCUCCGGGGACGAAGCAGGAGGACACCUGGCGGCUGGGAGACCGGCAGGCUGGCAUGUAG
Colletotrichum karsti is the source of this 1746-nucleotide messenger RNA. Its product is annotated as triose-phosphate transporter. Gene Ontology annotation, biological process: phosphoenolpyruvate transmembrane import into Golgi lumen. Gene Ontology annotation, cellular component: endoplasmic reticulum; Golgi apparatus. The record is from RefSeq and is a predicted model, not a curated record. The transcript is spliced from 2 exons. NCBI's taxonomy places the organism in Eukaryota, Fungi, Ascomycota, Sordariomycetes, Glomerellales, Glomerellaceae. Gene Ontology annotation, molecular function: antiporter activity; phosphoenolpyruvate transmembrane transporter activity. Bases 1 to 1746 code for a protein of 581 amino acids.